Messenger RNA from Gopherus evgoodei (Goodes thornscrub tortoise), 1529 nucleotides. RefSeq lists its product as uncharacterized. The record is from RefSeq and is a predicted model, not a curated record. Bases 205 to 1317 code for a protein of 370 amino acids. The transcript is spliced from 2 exons. Lineage: Eukaryota; Metazoa; Chordata; Testudines; Testudinidae.
UGUGACUAGUUUGGAAUGUGAGGAUGUGACCACAUACUUCCCAGUUUAUGGCUGCCUCUGCUGCUUAGCCGAAGGCCUCGUGAGAGACAGCCCUUACACCGGCAGACAUGCACCACCACAAGCAGCAGGGAGCAGCUGGCAUACACACUCGACACUCUUAUCUGGUGGCUGCACUGUGCUGCAGUCAGACAGCGUGAGGGUGAAAUGGUGGAACCCGAAAAGAAAAAGCGUCGAAGGCUGUGCUCGUUUAAAGAUGAGUGGCUGCAGCUCGCAGAGUAUCGGAACUGGCUUACAAAGGCAAGUGAAGACUCAGGAUAUUGUUCUAUUUGCCGUGUUCAAUUCACGGUUAAGUUUGAUUCUGUAAAAGCUAUUAAGCAUCAUGCGGAGACAAAAGGUCACAGAAUCAAAGUACAAGGACAGGUAUGGUCCAGCACUAGCAAUAAAGUCUCCAUAAAGACGGAUAAUGCUGAAGAACAACACAUAUGCACAGCUGAAUUGCUUUUAAUGUAUCACGGCGUUAAACACCACCACAGCUGCCGUUCUCAAGACUGUGGAAAUAAACUGUACCCCUCCAUUUUCCCUGACUCCAAGAUAGUGUCCAGAAUUCACUGCGGAAUGACAAAAGCAGCAGCUUUGAUUGAGAACGUUUUAGCCCCUCAUUCAUUGAAACUGGCUGUGCAAGACAUUGGAUCAACACCUUUUGCAAUAGUGACAGAUGCGGCUAAUACAGGGAACACAAUAUUAUUCCCAGUUGCCGUCUGCUACUUUAAUAAAGAUAAGGGAAUCUGUAUGUCUGUUGUAGACUUUUUUGAGGAUGGAGAGGAAACAUCAGAGGCAAUCGCAAAGAACUUAAGAAGUUGUCUUCAAAAUUCCAGUCUGAUACGGAAUAAAAUUGUGGCGUAUGGAGCAGUCAAUUUUGGAGAAAACAAGUCUGUUUUUCUGCACCUAAAACAAAUGUUGGAUUUACUAAACCUUGUGCCAGGGUAUUGCAGUGCUCACAUAGUGCACAAUACAGCAAAACAUGGCUUGGAAAUGCUCUCUUACGAUGUAGAAUACUUUGUCAUCAAGGUCUUCAGUGAAUUCUCAUCCAGUGCAAAGAAUAUCAGUGAACUUGAAGAAUUCUGUGACUUUGUGGAGACAGAAUAUUCAGAAAUCUUACACCAGCUCCCUAAACGUUUUCUGACCCUUUUCACUGCCGUAGACAGGUUACUGAAGAAUUGGCCAGCACUCAAAUCUUACUUUGUGAAUAAAGGCAAGGAAGAUGUGAGCUGCACAAUAUGGGCCUUUCUUGCUGAGCAAGAGGACAGUUUCCAAUGAUGAAACUAUUACGCUUCCAGAACUGUACAUCUACUUUGUGCACAACAUUCUAAGCCAAUUUAACAACACAAUAAAGGUUCUUGAGAGUGAUUACAUUCAGGUCACUGAACUGUAUGCCACAUUCAACAAGCUGAGAAGAGAGAUUCAGAAUCGACAAGAGAAAGGCUUCUAUGGGUACAAAGUGACACAGUUCUUGAAGAAGCUACCACUUA